Brassica napus (rape) is the source of this 1266-nucleotide messenger RNA. RefSeq lists its product as uncharacterized. The record is from RefSeq and is a predicted model, not a curated record. Bases 1 to 1266 code for a protein of 421 amino acids. The transcript is spliced from 9 exons. NCBI's taxonomy places the organism in Eukaryota, Viridiplantae, Streptophyta, Magnoliopsida, Brassicales, Brassicaceae.
AUGUCUAUCAUUGAAGACACCUCUAUAGACCAAAGUACUUUUGAGUGUGAUGAUCAGUUUCUGAAUUUCCCACCUUUUGAAAAGAUUGGAAAUGGAACUCUUAAUACUCACUUCCUGAUCAAUGUUGUUGGUCAAGUUUCCAGUCUUCGUGACGUCCAAACUGUCCAAGUUGCGGGGAAUGAUAAGAAAAAAGUUGAAUUUCGCUUAAUGGACAUCAAGGGUGAAAGCAUUGCAUGCUGUUUGUGGGGUAAAUAUGCAGAACAACUUGAAGAACAUCUCCAACAAACAAAUAAUCCUAAUAUGGUGUGCCUGAUCCGCUUUGCUAAAAUAGGGUUUUACAGAGGAGAUGUGCAGAUAACCAAUGCUUUUGAUUCAUCCCUCAUUUGUUUCGAUCCUGAUUUACCUGAAUGUCUCGCUUUAAAAAACAAUAUGCCAAAUGAUGAGUUUGCUCUUGCUCUAACGGCUACAAAGAAUGACAAGCGUCCGAUCAAGGAUCUAAUUGAUGAUUGGAAUGAUGUUGGUAUUAUAUCUAUCUCUGAAAUCAUCACAGCAACUCAGGAGGAGGAUUGCAAAAUAAUCUGCUCAAUCGAAUCUAUUGAUACGGAUUGGAGCUGGUUUAUUUUUGGUCAUGUUAGCCGGAACAGGUGUAACAAGCGUUGCAUGAGAAUCAAAUCGAAGGGUGGUGGUAAUUUGGCUCCAAAUGAGAAACCAAUAUUCUGGUGCACAACAUGUCGUGUUAAUACCACCACCGUAACCCCACAAUUCAAAUUGCAUCUCACUGUCAAGGAUGACACCAGUACUUGCAAACUAAUGCUUCUUGAUUCUGUUGCUAAAGUCGUUGUGGGCUUUGAGGCUAAAGAUAUUUGGGAUGGUUCCUAUGAAGAGAUUGAAGAUCCAGAUAUUUUGCCUCAAGCUAUAACAGAUUUGGUUGGAAAAUCUUUUUGUUUUGGUCUUACUCUUGGUUCUGAAAAUGUUAAAAAUGGAUCAGACAUCUUUUUGGUUUCACAAGUAUGGUCUGGUGAUAAGAUUCUCCAACUCGAGUCCAACUCUGAGCCUAUUACUCAUGUUAGCUCUGGUUCAUCAAUUAUGUCCGGUGGAGAGGUUUCUAUAAAAGAAAAAAACGAAGCAAGUUCAUCAGAAGGUUCUUCAACGCCAUUUUCAAAGCGUAAGGGAAAAGAUCAAGUUGAUCAGACUUCAACUUCCAAAAAAAUGUGCACCAAGCUGGUGAAGAUGGAGAAUAUUAAAGAUGAUGAUCUUAAUGUUUAG